AUGGCGUGGAACGACGACCUCCUACUCAAAGUCGUCAACAUUGUUGCCUACGUCUUUUUCACCUCGGGUAAUGUCUAUUCCCAACUCGGUGUCGGUGCAGACCCCGUCGUCCAGGAAACCUACCUCACCCCCGCGCGCUGGAUCUUUGGAGUAUGGCCUUUCAUCCACGCCCUUUUCUUGGGCAUGAUCAUCUACCAGUUCACCGAAGCUGGAUCUACCCAUGUCGUGCACGGUAUCGGAUGGCGCUUCCCCGGUCUUUGCAUCCUCAAUGCUAUCUACUCCGGCUUGACCUCGGCACAGUUGAACGCACACCACGAUCGAAUCUACGCUAUCCUUGCAUUUAUCGUUAUGCUUCUCAUCGCAGGAACUGUCUCGCACUGCUAUAGGUCGCUCAAGGUUCAUCACACGGCAAACAACCUCGCUGAUACGAUUCUGGUUCAUCUGCCCUUCAGCUUGUACCACGGAUUCGUCGUUGUGCUCCUCUUCGUUACCGCCUUCGAGGCAUUCGGCCUCAACGCAGUGACACACAAGGCUGGGAUCAUUACAAAGAUCCUUGUCUUCCUCUCGCUCUUGUUCUUGGAGUCGACCGCAGCCGGUUACGUUUGGUACUCGGAGGGAGACGUGGCUGGAGCAUUGGUCAUCAGUCUCAGUCUGCUGGCCAUCUUCCAACACCAGACUAGCAGCAAGUUCAUUCACUGGUCUGCACUCGCUUUCUUUAUUAUCAGCUUGAUUGCGGUAUUGAGGGCCGUGCUUAGCAUCUUUACUAGCAGGAACAGGACCGCACUCAACGACGAGGAGAGGGCUCCUCUCGUUGGUUGA
Messenger RNA from Ustilago hordei, 819 nucleotides. RefSeq names its product conserved hypothetiocal protein. Bases 1 to 819 code for a protein of 272 amino acids. The transcript has a single exon. The record is from RefSeq and is a predicted model, not a curated record. NCBI's taxonomy places the organism in Eukaryota, Fungi, Basidiomycota, Ustilaginomycetes, Ustilaginales, Ustilaginaceae.